AUGUCUUCGAUAGUGAUUUCAUUGGCUCAUUUCUGUGACAAGCAUGGCCCAAGGAUCAUAUCAGUUACACAAUCCGCAGAAAAGGGAACAUUGGGUGAAGAAUUACUAGUGCCUGAUUAUCCAACAGAAUCAUAUUGCGAAUCAUGUCUUUUACAGUUUCCCGAAGAGUCGACUAGAUCGAUGCGAUGCUUCAUCGAAGACGUCCCGUUUAUAACUACCCAGUAUUCUUCUAUACGUUACCAAUUGUUAAAUUCUAUCAUUAAAAGAGCUUUUUCUGAGGAGACGAUGAUUUAUGAUAACAUGCCCUUUAUAUUUUUUGAUGAUCUUAGAGGAUUGAAUUUAGUGAUAGGCUUUAAACUGUAUGAUGAAAACGCUAGAGGUAAUGAAAGAAGGUAUUGUUUUAUUUUGACAGUAGAUUCCAGAAGCCACGAUGAUUCUAUGAAAAUGUUGAGUGAACACUGGAACUUUAUCAUCGGUGGAUUUGAUAAAAUAAUUGCUUAUAUCAAAAAUAUUCACAAAAGCGAAUUCUUGGGAAAAAAUCAAACAGUGGAAAACAAUCUGGAAACAUUGAAUAAUAACGCUUUCAUUGGCUCAUACUUACGUGCAAAUAAAUCUAAAAUUGGCCGCAACUUGGUGUCUCUGACGGAGGAUAAAUUUCUCUUCGUGCGAAUACACAAAUGGAAUUCAUUUUUAUUGCAUACCGUAAUGAAAGAAGAUAAAUGA
Messenger RNA from Saccharomyces paradoxus, 723 nucleotides. RefSeq names its product Lst7p (gene LST7). Gene Ontology annotation, cellular component: cytosol. The record is from RefSeq and is a predicted model, not a curated record. NCBI's taxonomy places the organism in Eukaryota, Fungi, Ascomycota, Saccharomycetes, Saccharomycetales, Saccharomycetaceae. The coding region runs from base 1 to 723 and encodes 240 amino acids. Gene Ontology annotation, biological process: positive regulation of GTPase activity; positive regulation of TORC1 signaling. Gene Ontology annotation, molecular function: GTPase activator activity. The transcript has a single exon.